AUGCGCUCCUUUCUCGCUUUGCUCAUUAUAAGCUUCGCGUCGCACGUCAGUGCUAAGAAUUAUGUGCGAGUGUGUUACCACACAAACUGGUCCCAGUAUCGGCCUGGUAUCGGCAGGUUUAACCCUGAAAAUAUCGAUCCUUUCCUCUGCACUCAUCUGGUUUACGCAUUUGCAAAGAUUGACCGCCAAACAAACAAACUAGCCAUGUUCGAGUGGAACGAUGACAUAUGGUACCCAAAGUUCAACGCUCUAAAGAAGGCAAACCCCGGUUUGAAAACCUCCCUGGCCGUAGGUGGCUGGAACCACGAAAACCAAGACAGCCCAUUUUCUAAGAUGGUCAAAACCAGAGCUUCUAGGAAGGUAAAGUUAUUAAGGAAAGGUUAAAACUCAAAUAGAUGAUUCCAAAAUGAAGAUUUUCAGCCCAAAAGGGAGAUGUAUGGUUACACGAGAGUCAGUACAGUUUAAAAUUGCCAGAUUUAGAAUCACGUUUAAGGAAAACUGCAAACAUCGGUAGGCCCAGGUUAACGGUUUCAGAUAUUGUUACAUGAAGAGAUAAAACAUGUGAAACUAAAUUCAGCAAUUAUUUGAUGAGGCUGAACUGAUAUGGAGAACCAUGAAGGUCGAGAAGGUUGCUCAGCGCUUUUCCAUUCCAUAGCUAUAGCACGUCGGCUUUUCGAGUUUUACUUUUAAUAUGAUAGCUUGUUGUAUUUUAUGGGAAAGGGCUCUAACUUCAAGUGUCGUUUCUUCUUUUUUUUUUCGUCCUAUUUAUUUAUGCUUUAAAGUCAAUUUGGUCAAAAAAUUCAGUUUUACAGUACUGAUUGCUUCUUUUAACAUUUAUCAUCUAUUGCUAGGUAUUUAUAGACUCAGCAAUUGACAUGUUGCGGAAGUGGGGCUUUGAUGGUCUUGAUCUGGACUGGGAGUAUCCCGCUGUAAGAGGAGGCUCGCCCCCAGGGGAUAAACAGAGGUUUACCCUUCUCUGCCAGGAACUGUUAAAUGCUUUCAAGGCUGAAGCUGCCGCUACUGGAAAGCCUCGUCUGCUGCUGACCGCCGCUGUGGCAGCUGGUUAUACUACAGUCGAAAAAGCCUACGAGGUUAACAAGCUCGGUCCACUUCUGGAUAUUCUUAACCUGAUGACCUAUGACCUACACGGUAACUGGGACUCAGUGACAGGGCAUCAUACAGCCAUGUCAGGAGAAGACAAGCUCAACGUUCCAUUCGCGGCUCAGUAUUGGAUCGACAACGGAUUCCCAGCAGAGAAGAUUGCUCUUGGAAUGGGGACAUACGGGAGAGCAUUCAGGUUGAAAGAUCCCAAUAACCAUGGCCUUGGUGCUCCUAAGCACGACUGGCAGAACCCCAUCAAAGGUCCAUACACCCGCGAAGCAGGCUUUCUGGCGUAUUACGAGAUCUGCAAGAUGGGUUUGAAUGUCGUCACAGACAACGCAGUUAAGGCUCCCUAUGGUUAUAGCCACACCACCUGGGUAGGCUUUGAUGAUCCACGCAGCCUUUAUUAUAAGGUAAAAGAGGUGGUCGAGAAAAAAGGUCUCAAGGGUGUUAUGUUCUGGGCCCUUGAUUUAGAUGAUUUCAGUGGCAGUCAAUGUGGUGAAGGUCCCUACCCCCUGAUAAGCUCCGUCAAAAAGUCCUUGGGUGGCUACGUCCCAUCACCUAGUCCCACGGUGCAGACUACACUUCCCAACACUCCUGCGCCAGGCCCUAUAACAACUGUGAAGCCAAACCCAGUCACCACAUCAGCUCCAAAACCACCGACCAACGAACCAGGUACAUCAGGACCUAAUGGUGGUUGUGUCGCAGUACCACCUUAUGACCAGUUCCCUGGCAUGGAUGCAUGGUGCGAGACCAACUGUGCAGCUGGAUUUUGCCCCGCAAGCCACUGCAAAUGCUUUUAA
Molecule: messenger RNA, 1904 nt
Organism: Porites lobata
Lineage: Eukaryota; Metazoa; Cnidaria; Anthozoa; Scleractinia; Poritidae
Source: the annotation of a GenBank genome assembly